UCAUUACUUUGCAGCUCAUGUCAAGUGACACCAAACAUCAAAGAGCUGCCGUCAUGAAUCCUUGGUACGCCGCAAGGCAUCGCCAUACAGAGCGCCGUGAAACAGCAUAAAUUAAUGUAUUUUUGCGCGCUCUAUCGUCGACAUGACAUGCAUGCUCAUAACUCGGGGGGUGGGGGCCGCAAAACCGAAUUGAUAAUGAGGCGAGUUCGAACCUCAGGCUACCCCUAGCCCACUUGUUAUACUACCAAGUCCACUAAGUACACUUAGACCGUAACGAACAUUGAUAAGCAUAACAAUCCACGGAAGUCUCAACUCAGGUUACCCUGCAGACGUAAGAGGUUGCUUGAUGUUUCAAAGAUAGGACACCCGAACCUAGGGUCCAGGCGACCGGCAAUGGCUGCUCUGAAGUGGCUUUUGCUCGGCGUGCUGGCGCUGCUAGCGGACCAGGCGGCAUCGACCCAAGACUCGGCGCUGGGCCAGGCGCACCAGCUGCACAUUGAAGAGGUGCAAGGAAUACUCAGCCGAAGUGGUCGCCAGCUAUCGCAGACGUUUGGUGGCUCAAGUAUUGUGCCACUGGUUCUGGAUGAGUCUCCCUGCGUCGCCUUCAACUCGGACGAUUCUGCGCCGCUGCUGGACUCUGCUGGUAUCAUUGUGGGCUACACCACCGUACACUCAAACGGCUACGACAGCCAGGGUCAGGCCAUCAUGCGGCUGGACGUCGCCGCCAUCCUGCCCGGGCUCUACUUCGCAAACGCCAACCUCUCCACCGCCGCCCUCGGCAGCAGUGGCGGCCUUAGCGUGCAGGCCCCCAGCAACAGCAGUAGCAGCGGCGCCAACAGCACCGCUGUCAGCAGCAGCAGCAGCCCCGGCAGCAGCACGGUCGGCGGCAGCAACAUCCGGGCAAUCAUCAGCCCGGACCUGCCAGAGGCGUGCCCCUCCACCGCGCCGCAGCAGGACCUGUAUGUGCAGGGGGUGGCGGUGAGCUGCGGCAAGCGGCGCAGCACGCUGGACGUGUCGGUGCCGCUGGCGCUGUUCAACUGCACCGCCGCCACCACAGACGACUUCACGCAGGUGUUCUUCCUACAAGUGGAGGCGGACAUGGCCAAGCAGACCUGCGGCGCGCCCACGGUGCCCUUCUACGCCGGCUCGGUGCACAACAUCAUCGCCGGCGGCUGCACCUACAUCAUGGUGACCGCGCAGUGCAAGCCCUCCACCUGCGGCGCUGCCGUGGACACAACGGCCCUGGCCCCCGGCGACCUGCUGAGCCUGGCGCUGGGCGCCACGGGCCGCGUGCAGGGCGGCGUCACGGGCAGCAACGCGCAGCGCGGCAACAGCAAGUACUUCGCGCAACAGGGCCUGUCGGGCGCGGGCGCGGCCAUGGUGGGCGGCUUGUUGGGCGGCCUGCUGCUGCUGGUGUCUGUGCUGCUGGGCUGGGUGCUGUUCCGCCGCAAGGGGGGAGUGGACCGCUUCGGUGCCGCCGCCAAUCGGCGGCUGCGGCGCAAGGGCAGCGUCGCCUCAGACUACCUGGACGCCUAUCGCUUCGGCACCGACGGCGACUCGUUCACCUUCACCAUCCAUGGCAAGCUGGCAGAGCGCAAGAAGCACGGCAAGGGCAAGAUGGGCGCCGCAGGCGGUGAUGACGUAGGCAUGGAGGACCUGUCAUCCAAGCCGAGUGAGUCGCUCCGGGCCAAGGCGGCGGGGCGCUGGCGCGACAAGUUCGGCAGCCGGACCGCCGGCUCGCCCGCCGUCGCGGCCAUGCGCAGUGGGCAGCUGCCGCCCACCAUCACCGAGGCUGAGGUGGAGGCUGAGGUGGAUGCCGCCCUGUCGGGCGGCGCCAUCGAGAACGCCGCCGCCGUCGCGGCGUCUUCGGGAGCGCUCAACGUUGCCAUGCAGAACUUCGGCGUCAGCCCCUUCAGCUCCGCCACCGCCGGGGCGGCAGGUGCCCAGGCGUCGGGCAACAGUGCUUCCAGCCUGUUGUACGUCAUUGGUGGCCGCCCUCCGUCGAGCGUCUUUGGCGGCGGCGGCGGCGGCUCCGUACUCUCGCCGACCGGCGCAGCCGCGGCCGCCCGCGUGCCUUCAGUCUUCGCGCAGCCGCGCGGUGCCAUGGCGACGGCGAUGGCAGCCGGCGGCGGCGCCGUUGUGGCGGUGGGGUCGAUGCCGCGCUCGCAGAUGAGCAUUUCCACGCCGCGCCGCGGCGCGCUCAGCGUGAUCCGGCCGGCGUCCACGGUGCCCAUGGUGGUCGGCCGCGGCGGCGCCGCCGCGCAGCGCACGCCGGGGUCGCCGACGUCACCGUCAGCCGACACGGCCACGGUGGCGGCAGAGCUGGCGCCGCCGGAGAACGCACAGUCGGUGUUCCUCAACCCCCUGGCCAUGAUAGGCCCUGGCGGGCGGGCCCGCGGCGCCGGCGCCGGCGCCACCGCCGCCAGCAGCGACGCCGAGCAUGACGCCGACGUUGGCGGCGGCGGCGCCGCCGGCCGCCACAUGGUGACCAUGGCGGAGGCGGCGGCGAUGGCCCACUGGGCCGCCACGCCCAGCAUCGUUGGCGGCGGCGUUGGUGGAGGCGGCAGCUACAGCAGCCGCCGACGUGGCAGUGCCGGUCCCUCCGGCUCCAGCCGCGGUGCGCCGCACACCGGCCAGCUGCCUCUGAUGGGAGGCGGCGGCGGCGGUGGCGGCGAGGAGCCGCUGAUGCGGCAGGUGGUGGAGGAGGAGGAGGGGCCACCCAGCGCCACCACCCACUACUCGGCACCGCAGUCGCACGUGGCACCGGCGGCGCCGCACUCGCCGUCCGCGUACGGCGCCAGCCCGCCCUCGCCGCACUGGCACCAGCAGCAGCCGUCGCGCCACGGCGAGCCCGGCGCCGCCGGCGGCCGGCCAGUGGUGACAUCGAUCUGGUCUGCGGCCCUGCAGCAGCUGACGCCGCGGCACCUGCUGCAGUCGCACACGGCUCCGUCGCCGCACGUCUCGACAGCGGCGUCCCGCGCAACGGCUCCGCCGCCUGCCCCCGUCAUGGGCGCGGCGCCGCCGUCGCAGUGGCUGCGCGCCUCCUCCGGCAUCAUCGGGGCGCCGCGGCCUGGAUCGACGCUCGUGGGCCGCCGCCCGGGCCCCGGCCCUGUGGCUGAGGGCACGCUCCUUCUGACGCCGGUGCAAUCCGAAAGCGACUGGGACUCGAGCGCCCGCGCGUUUGAUGUCGCGCAUGUGGCGGAGGCUGCCGGCGCCGCCGCCGCUGGCAUCGCGCCGCCGUCAUCGCCGCGGCGGGUGGCUCAGCUGGCGACGGCCGUGCCGCAGGACGCAGCGCCGGCGGUGCCGGCGCGGCGGCGCGCGCUUGCGCCGCUGGUGCUGCCGCCGGCUCUGCCGAUGGUGGACGCUGCGGCCCUGGCGGCAGCGGGUGGCGCGGGUCUGCGUGUCCGCUCGCGGCGCCUGCACCCGUCUGCCUCCGUGUCCUCUGCCGCCACCCCAACCUCCACAGCUGCCUCGGAAUCGUCGAUGCGCUCGACAGCGUCUGGCGACGAGCGCAUGUGAGGAGGAGGCUGCUCACGCCGAUGUGGUCGUGGGCAAGGGGCGCACCGCCCGGGACAGCGGCGUGUCAAUAAGCCCUGUUUCACAGACAGCGGCACAUGCAUUUCUUCACAAGGCAACGCGUGGUUGGGUGGAGGCUGGUGAAACGACGAUGACACAAACCGCCACAUCUGCCUUCUGCACCUCAAACCUCCAUUCCUGGACUGCCGUUUAUCACAAGCACCUCCGUCCCAAGCGUCCAUGUCAAGCAAACCCAACCGCUCUGAUCAACGCCAGAAUGCAUCCCGCCCCAAUGCUUCGUAGCACUUGUGAACGCACACGCUCGUCGCCGUCAGCUCGUAGGUGCACGGCACGAGGGCAUCUUCUGCACCUGACAUUUACAUAUCUGGCACAGAGCUGGCGCCACAUAGCAUGCUUACCAACCUGACUUGCAAGCAAAUAGCACUAGCAAGAGCCAAAUAGGCUUCACAAAUCAUGACCGCAACGCAAUUGCGGCAAGGUGGCGUUCGAAGAAUGGCAUGGAGUGAGAGGCGUGGGACACGCACCACUUUGCUUGCAUGCCACGUGUGGGCCAUAGCAGCUGAGCGUCCCGAACCCUAAUGAACCGAAACAUAGCAGGGGUGAAGGUGCUGAACAGUAGCGCGAUCGACUGAUUGCCGCAUGGGGCGACUUUGGUGUGAGCACUUGGCCGUACGGAAUGGGUCGUGGCUCACAACAUUGCAGCUUUCCGAAGGCGCAGUGUCGUACUCAUGAUGCACGCAACUGAAGAUUGGUAAUGGCAGGCAGGUUGACACAGAUCUCUGCUGCAGGCGGGCGUGUGCGCGUGCUGGUUGGAGCUGCAUGUGUGUGUGUGUGUGUGUAUGUAUGUGCGCGCGCUUUUGUGGAUGUAGGAGCACAACGAGCCCGGGUUUGGUGCACCUCACUACCACCACCACCCGUGGCCACUGCGUCAAAUGCAACCCGUGCAUGUCGUGCUUGGCCAAGACAGCUGAGGGCUCGACUGGCACGUGCGAUGACUGUGGCUCGUGUCUGAUGACAGUGGUUUGUCUGUGCUGCGGGUGUGCGUAAGUGCGCGUGAUUGAAUCGUGCGCAACUCUAGAGCACGGUGUGCCACCGAAGUCGCAUAUCCUUCACUCAUGCCUUAACGGUUGCCUCGCAUUACAUGCGAUUGGGUUUUCGCACGGGACGAGCCACCCGUUUCAUCCUCGGAAGUUUGGGUCCAGGGUGACUUUGUGGGGAGGCUCUGUCUCACAUUUCCACGCCGCCUUUCCUUACGCCGGCUCCCAUGCUUAGGGUAAUCAUCUGUUCACAAUAGUUCGGUUGGCAUCAAGCAUGUCGGACGUCAUGGGCCGUCAACACGGAUAACUGUUUGGGCAUAGUCGGCUCGGUUAGCUAGCGUAUUGGUGGUACGGCAAGUCAACACGCACUCGCACCACAUAUGGCGAGGAAUGACACAGUGCCAAUCACUGCGGUAAUGCACUGCCUUGCAUGUCUGGACUAGUCAGGAGGUCCGUCGCUGUGCGCCUGCCAGUGUGGGUAAGGCUCUAGAUGUUUAGCUUGCGCGGGGAUGAGGCAGUCAUGCAUUCGUACGGUGUUGCCAAACGCGCCGCCGGGAGUUCGUGUGUAUGUGCAUAUGAAUACAAGGGUUCCCCUGUGUGAACAUGCCUGGUUUCCGGAUAUGCUUGAGCUAUGGUGCACGUGGAGUCUGCAAGCCCGCACAACAACCACCGCUCCGUAGCUUUUGUCAUUGAUCACACGCAAAUGCGCUUUUGGAAAGGCAUCCGUGAGUGUGUGACACUUCUGCAUCCAUGCGGCUGUGAGGUGAUGCCUAUCAUACUGUCCCCUUCGGCGAAGCCAGUGUGUGUUUGACGGCAAUGCCGUCAUCGCUGAGCGGCUGCUGGCUCCUAAACCUGUGUGGGCGCGGACUGUGUGCUGCUUGUUUGUUUGCUUGCCAUAAGGACACAUGGCCGGGAUACCCAAGCACCUGUCUGGUGCCUGUGCUAGCCACGCUGUGUAUGACGGUGGUUAUGUAGCCGCCAUACCAGGCGUGGUGAGCGGCGAUUAGCGCGGUAAGCGGCAACGUAUAUAUAGUGUCGGCAUUAGAGCAGCAUUACCUGAAAAUCUUUGUGUUGGCGGGCUGUCAAGUGUUAGGGUGUCCAAUCCCAACGCGUUGCGUUGCUAUGUAGAAUAGGCGUUAAGCAGACUGUAUUGUGUGAAGUGUGGAUCGGCACUGGCAAGUACGCUGUGUGGCUCCGGCGCAAGAACGAGCAGGAUAGUGACUGCAGGCGUCAGGUCAGCAGGCGUCGGAUGAGAGUUUGGAUGGCAAUGGAAGUGGGGUUAGCGGUCAUCAUGGGUUGCCGGCGCAUGCAUACAUGUGGGCAACGUGGCAAGUCCACGACGGCAGUGAACCAUGGGCCCCUCGCCACCGCGAGUGGGAGCCGCCAGCUGGCGCCCCUCUGGAGCGAAAGGCAGUGGCCCAGCAGCCCGUCAUGCUGCUACACCUUGUAACUUCACAGGCCA
Messenger RNA from Chlamydomonas reinhardtii, 6036 nucleotides. RefSeq lists its product as uncharacterized. NCBI's taxonomy places the organism in Eukaryota, Viridiplantae, Chlorophyta, Chlorophyceae, Chlamydomonadales, Chlamydomonadaceae. The coding region runs from base 394 to 3519 and encodes 1041 amino acids. The transcript is spliced from 5 exons. The record is from RefSeq and is a predicted model, not a curated record.